AUUCUCUAAAAGGUUGUUUAAAAUUCCCGCAUAUUUUAACCAACAAAACCUCCUCCAGCCCACACCCCUGCAGCUAAGUGUACCUAAUCUCCCCCCUCCUCUCUCUCUCUCUCUCUUCCACCUUCAAGCUCAUCGCCAAUCGCCAAUCGCCGGCGUUGAUCAUACUCGUCGGAGAACCAUCGGCACCGUCCAAUGCUGCCUUACCAGACUCUCGAGGAGGCCGCUUCGGCUCUGGGCCGAAACCUCACCUUUGCCGAGACUCUGUGGUUCAACUACUCGGCUUCCAAGUCCGAUUACGUGCUCUACCUCCACAACAUUCUCUUCCUCUUCGUCAUCUUCUCCGUCGUUCCUCUCCCUCUCGUUUUCGCCGAGGUUCUCAGAUGGGCCGGCCUCGACCGCUACAAGAUCCAGCCCAAAGUCCGAUUGCCCUUCUCUGACAUGCUCAAGUGCUACAAGGAUGUCAUGCGCAUGUUCAUUCUCGUUGUUGGCCCUCUUCAGCUCGUCUCUUACCCUUCUGUCCAGAUAAUAGGGAUUCGAACGGGAUUGCCAUUGCCUUCUGGAUGGGAGAUGCUUUGCCAAUUGUUAGUUUAUUUCUUGGUAGAAGAUUAUACCAACUACUGGAUUCACAGAUUUUUGCAUAACAAAUGGGGGUAUGAGAAAAUCCACCGAGUUCACCAUGAGUACACUGCUCCAAUUGGGUUUGCAGCGCCAUAUGCUCAUUGGGCUGAGAUUUUGAUCCUUGGUAUCCCAUCUUUUCUCGGUCCAGCAAUGGUUCCUGGGCACAUGGUCACAUUCUGGUCGUGGAUAGCACUGCGGCAGGUUGAGGCCAUUGAAACACACAGCGGUUAUGACUUCCCCUGGACUCCCACAAAAUAUAUCCCAUUUUAUGGCGGUGCUGAGUACCAUGAUUACCAUCACUAUGUUGGAGGACAAAGCCAGAGCAAUUUUGCUUCAGUGUUCACCUACUGUGAUUUCAUUUAUGGAACUGACAAGGGAUUUCGGUAUCAGAAGAAGAUCCUUAAGAAGUUGAAAGAGGAAAGUAAUGCUGUCCAAAACGGAGGCUCAUAUAAUAAUUCUACUGUAGAUCUUAAAUCUGAUUAGCACGGAGACUGCGUAACCUUGCCUGCAGAAAUGCCCUUUCAGUAUUGUUCUCGCUAGUGACAACUCUACAAAACCUCUGAUUUUCAAGUUGACAUCACUAUGCUAGGGUGGAAAGUAGAAGCUUUUAGUGGCUCAGGAG
This is a messenger RNA of Prunus mume (Japanese apricot), 1240 nucleotides long. RefSeq names its product methylsterol monooxygenase 1-1-like. The record is from RefSeq and is a predicted model, not a curated record. Gene Ontology annotation, biological process: lipid biosynthetic process. NCBI's taxonomy places the organism in Eukaryota, Viridiplantae, Streptophyta, Magnoliopsida, Rosales, Rosaceae. Gene Ontology annotation, molecular function: oxidoreductase activity; iron ion binding.